Molecule: messenger RNA, 2509 nt
Organism: Polistes canadensis
Lineage: Eukaryota; Metazoa; Arthropoda; Insecta; Hymenoptera; Vespidae
Product: transcription factor AP-1-like
Exons: 1
Coding region: 1066-1893 (275 amino acids)
Biological process (GO): regulation of transcription by RNA polymerase II; regulation of cell cycle; regulation of cell population proliferation
Cellular component (GO): transcription regulator complex
Molecular function (GO): DNA-binding transcription factor activity, RNA polymerase II-specific; transcription factor binding; RNA polymerase II cis-regulatory region sequence-specific DNA binding
Source: RefSeq, a predicted model, not a curated record
GACAAUAUUAUUUAUAGCGGGAUGAGUCAUAGGAUACAAGGUAGUCGCUUUAGUUGGGUUUUCACAAGUUGCCAUAGACAUAACGUGGUACGAGCAUAAGACACAGCAGCGUAGUGUCAGUGGAAGCAUUCACGCUUCCUAUCUUUUACCAAGCGUUCUACUAUAUACAUUAGCUUUGACACGUGCGUACGCGUAGGUGUUGACCGUUUUUCUUACGACCCGUUGAAAAUUGCUUUGGCUACACUUGUUUUUGCACCCUUGCGCGCGUUAACAAUGACUCAUUAUCGUGCGCUAAGUUUUUUCUAUUAACUUGUCUGCGGAGGGAAGAAAAAUAUAAGAAUCGAGGAAAGAGAGAGAGUGAGAGAAAGAGAGAGAGAGAAAAAGAAAGAGAGAGAGAGAGAGAGAGAGAGAGUGAGAGAGAGAGAGAGAGAAAGAGAGAAAGAGAUGCAUCCACGCCCCACAGUGACGUAUAAAGGAGUGGGAGUAAAGCGUAUACCGUAGAAAACAUCGAAGAUACCGCGCGUUUGAGGAAUUGAAAUACAAAUUGCAUUCGAUAUUUAUAAGAAGCGCGAGAGUAUGCGAGAUAUUGUACGCGCGUGCAUCACGCACGUCCUCGAGUAAAAGGGAACUCGUCUUUGGAUACGCUUAUGUAACUUUGCCCUUGCGUCAGAAUAAAGAGAGAGAGAGAGAAAGAGAGAGAGAGAGAGAGAGAGAAAGAAAAAAAAAGAGAGAGAGAAAAUCGUAAUAUUUUAAAAAUCUUCAACGCACUGGACAAAUCUCUUUGGAAGAUUUUUUUCUUAUCAAACCGGAUCUAUAUGCUCUUGGUUACGGCGUAAAAACAUUCAACGAAAGACGCGCUUCGAAUUGGUGAUUCACCAAAGUGUCGAACAAGCGAGCAAACGAGCGUAUUGGAGAAAGAGAGAGAGAGAGAGAGAGAGAGAGAGAGGGGAAAAGAAAGAAAAUAAAAGACAAGACAAGACAACAGGCAGAUAGAGACGACCUUCGGACCUGCCGUCAACAGAACGAGAUCUAUUCUCUAGGAUAUCGAUGGUAGAAAGUUAAACAAUGGAUCAAAUAUUUAACGAAGACCCUAACGUCACUUAUAGAGGCGCGAAUCGUGAAAAUAACGUGGGUCUACGAAAACAUCAUUUAACGUUGGAUUUAAACAGCUCGAGGCAAGAGUUGCGCGUUAAAACGCCGAGAUUAGGGCCGUUACCGACAACCUUGAACAACGUAGCACCGAUUUUGAGCUCGCCGGAUUUGAACAUGCUGAAACUAGGAUCGCCGGAAUUGGAGAGGCUGAUAAUCGAACAACAGGAUGCUAAUGGCGCCAGCAACACCGAGGGCGUUGUCGCAUCCUUGCCCACACCGACGGUCCAAAUACUUUUUCCAAAAGUGGUGACGGAAGCUCAAGAACUUUAUGCUCGUGGCUUCGUUGAUGCCUUAAACGAGCUACAUCACUCGGAUAGCUCGCAAGAACCCUCUAGUUUUUACGGUGCUACUUAUACGACUUUGGAGCCACCCGGUAGCGUGCAAAGCGUCGGCACAGAAUCCUCGGUUAGUCAAGGACUCAUGCAAAUAAAGGACGAACCGCAAACGGUACCAAGCGUUUCCAGCUCCCCGCCUAUGUCCCCGAUAGAUAUGGAGAAUCAAGAAAGGAUCAAACUCGAAAGGAAAAGACAACGGAAUCGCGUGGCCGCUUCCAAGUGUCGCAGGCGCAAACUCGAACGUAUUUCCAGGCUGGAGGACAAGGUCAAAGUUCUCAAGGCCGAGAACUGCGAAUUGAGUACGGUCGUGCAUAAACUCAAGGAACACAUUUGUCGGCUCAAGGAACAGGUGAUGGAUCACGUUCAUUCUGGCUGUCAAAUAAUGACUGUUUCGGAACAAUUUUAAAAUAUAGGGGCACGCGUAUUUAUACAGGUAUCGAUCCAGUCGAUCCAUCAUCUGUUGCGACCACUAUCUUUUGUAAGAUCCCGCUCGAGUAUUUUUUCUCUUUUAUCUUUAUGUAUUUAUUAUAUAUAUUAUAUAUAUAUAUCCUUAUGCAACAUUUUAAUUUUGUACACUGGAACAGGACGUGCUUGAUAAGAAGCAACGGGACUUCCGAUACCUCAUAAAGAUUUAUAUUUUUGCGACUUAAGAGACUUACAAUUGUAGUCCAGAGAAAGUGAGAAGGAAUUCGAGGUCUUUUGUCUUGCUAAUGCGUGCCAUUAUACCUAUACGAUGUAUACAGCGUACACAGUGCCUUCUGUGCAUAUUAUUAUUGCAUAGGAAAGGAUGAGAUUUCAAGGCUGUUCGUUCGUUCGUUCGUUCGUUCGUUCGCUCGCUUUUUUUAAAUAUUCUGGGCUAUAUGUACUACGAUCGUAAUAACGCUACUCGAGAUAACGGUAAUUUCAAGUUUUAAAGUUAUCAACGAUAAAUCAAAUAAUCGAUAUAUUGCUUGCGCGUAGAUGAAAUAAAGCCAACGACGAGAGAACUAAACGAUAGUACUAGAAACGUACGUACGAUGAAA